UGACCUGCAAUUUCCUUUCCAGCAACCAUGGCUGAUUCCACCGCUGUUGAGCCUACCGUGGCUGACAAGGUCGAGAAGGUAGAGGAGAUGACCACCGAGCAGGCUACUGAGCAGGCUACUGAACAGCCUGUUCCUGCUGUUGCUGCUGCUUCUGAACCCGCUGUUGAACCCGUCGUUGAAGCCACGGAGGCGAAGCAGGAAACUGAGGAGAUCAAGCCCGUGGAGCCGAAGCAGGAGGACACAAUCGAGGAGGUUAAGCAGGAGGAGGCGGCUCAGGAAGAGCCCGCGGUGCAGCUGCCCCCGUAUCUGGCGAGCAACCCGGCUCUGGUGCAGCUGUUUGAGAAGCUGCCGGCUAUCCUGUCAGCCACGGGUCACUCCGAGAUGUGGGGGGUUCCUCUGAAGGACUCGGACGAUGUGCCUACCGUCAACGUGCUGAUCAAGUUCCUCCGUGCCAACGAAGGGAAUGUCAAGCUGGCCGAAGAGCAGCUGACCAAGGCCCUCCAGUGGCGCAAGUCCAUGAACCCCAUCGCCCUGAUCGACGGGACCUACAGUGCGAGCAAGUUCACCGAUCUGGGAUACAUCACCAACUACGAGCAUGGCAACACUGUCAUCACCUGGAAUCUCUACGGCACCGUCAAGGAUAUCGAGAAGACAUUUGGUGAUGUCGACGAUUUUAUUAAAUGGCGGGUGGCUCUCAUGGAGCUCGCGAUCAAGGAUCUCAAGCUGAACGAGGCGACCUCUGUGAUCGAGUACGAGGGCGAAGACCCUUACCAGAUGAUCCAGGUCCACGAUUACCACAACAUCAGCUUCCUGCGCUCCCCCCCGAGCGUGCGCGCCGUGUCCAAGAAGACCAUCGAGGUCUUCAGCACCGCCUACCCGGAGCUGCUCCGUGAGAAGUACUUUGUCAACGUGCCCGCCAUCAUGGGCUGGAUGUACGCCGCCAUGAAGGUCUUCCUUAGCAAGAACACCGUCCGCAAGUUCCACCCCAUCUCCAACGGGCUCAACCUGGCGCGCGAGCUCGGCCCCAUCUCGUCUCUCGUGCCCGCCGCCUACGGUGGCAGUGGACCUGAGCUUCAGAAGCAAUCCAAGACCGUCACUUUGACCGUGGACGAGGAGCCUGCCAAGGAGGAACCCGCUAAGGAGGAGCCUGCUAAGGAAGAACCUGCCAAGGAAGAACCCGCUAAGCAAGAGGCUGCGGCCACCACCGAGGCCGUUCCCGCUGCAACUGAAGCCUAAACCAAACGAAGAACGGGAGAAACAAGGCUUCCACUAGUCUUCUAAUGAAGGGAGAGAAAGAGGGAUGGAAGGAGAAGGUUGACAUUUCAGAUACCCAGAGGGAAC
This is a messenger RNA of Penicilliopsis zonata CBS 506.65, 1341 nucleotides long. RefSeq lists its product as hypothetical. Lineage: Eukaryota; Fungi; Ascomycota; Eurotiomycetes; Eurotiales; Aspergillaceae. Gene Ontology annotation, biological process: Golgi to plasma membrane protein transport; regulation of exocytosis. The transcript has 2 exons. The record is from RefSeq and is a predicted model, not a curated record. Gene Ontology annotation, molecular function: phosphatidylinositol transfer activity. Gene Ontology annotation, cellular component: cortical endoplasmic reticulum; plasma membrane; cytosol. The coding region runs from base 28 to 1236 and encodes 402 amino acids.